Molecule: messenger RNA, 3450 nt
Organism: Vicia villosa (hairy vetch)
Lineage: Eukaryota; Viridiplantae; Streptophyta; Magnoliopsida; Fabales; Fabaceae
Product: pentatricopeptide repeat-containing protein At1g26900, mitochondrial-like
Exons: 3
Coding region: 101-1813 (570 amino acids)
Biological process (GO): RNA modification
Molecular function (GO): RNA binding; protein binding
Source: RefSeq, a predicted model, not a curated record
ACAAGUUGUUUCCGGUGAGCAAAUGUGUGCCGCCAUCACCGGCGAACCUAAAAAAACUUCGUAGCUUCUUUACUAUGAGUAAUCUUUCUAAUCCUUCGACAUGGCUAACACCCAGUUUCCAACUAUUUCCCACACAUUUCUCAAACUAACACUUGCACUAAAAUCAUGCAAAACCACCUCCGAAAUUCAUCAACUUCAUUGCCACAUGAUCAAAAUAUCUCUCACCAAUCUUCCUUUUACUCUAAGCAAGCUUCUCGCUGCUUCAACCAUAGACAUGGAUUACGCAUCCACCAUUUUCAGUUAUACUCAAAAUCCCAAUCUUUUCAUGUUCAAUACAAUGCUUAGAGGCUAUUCCGUUAGCCCUUUUUCAAAUAAAGCUUUGCCUGUUUUUAAUCAACUCAGAAACCGUGGAAUUGGGCUUGAUCAGUUUUCGUUAAUCGCCGUUGUUAAAGCUUGUGGUAGAAGUUUGGAAGUUGGGUUUGGUAAAGGGGUUCAUGGGAUUGUAGUGAAGUCUGGGAAUGGGAUGUUUGUUGAUUUGAGUAAUACCCUUUUGCGGUUUUAUUGUGUUUGUAGAAGAAUUGAAGAUGCAUGUAAUGUGUUUGAUGAAUUUCCUGAGAGAAAUGAUUUGGUGACUUGGAAUAUUUUGAUGGGUGGGUGUGUUGUUGUUUCAAAGCAUUGUUUGGUUUUUGAGUUAUUCUCGAAGAUGUGUUGUGUUGGGAUUAAGGCUAGUGUGGCUACUAUGUUGAGUCUAUUGUGUGCGGCUGGUGAUGUAGGGAGCUUUGUUUUGGGGAAGUCUCUUCAUGGUUACUGUAUUAAAAUUGGGUUUGGUUGUAAUUUAAAUGUUGUUACUGCGUUGAUUGAUAUGUAUGCGAAAACGGGUCGUGUAUAUUUGGCACGAAAAGUUUUUGAUGGUCUUGUGGAAAAGGAUGUUGUUUUAUGGAACUGUUUGAUAAGAAUUUAUGCAAGGAAUUGUCUGGUUGAAGAAGCAGUGGUAUUACUGCAGAAAAUGAGAUAUGAAGGUGUGAGACCUAACUCGUCUACUUUCGUUGGACUGCUUUCAGUGUACCCUGCAUCCGGAUCUAUGCAGGGAGUUCGAUAUGUUACUAGUUUGAUUGAAGAGGAGAAGCUAGAACUGGAUGUGGUUCUUGGAACAGCUCUUGUUGAUGUGUAUGCGAAAUGCGGCUUUCUAGAUGAGGCCAUGGAAAUAUUUGAGAGGAUGGAAAAUAAAGAUGUGAAAUCAUGGACAGCUGUGAUUACGGGUCAUGGAAUUCAUGGGCAGCCAAUGAAAGCCAUAAGGCUUUGCAAUAGGAUGGAGAGUGAAAGGUUUAGACCAAAUGAAGUCACCUUUUUGGCGAUUCUUACUGCUUGUAGUCAUGGAGGACUUGUUACCGAGGGGAUUGAAUUUUUUAAGCGCAUGGUUCAGGAACAUGGCCUUUCACCACGGGUUGAGCAUUAUGGAUGCCUUAUUGAUCUCUUGGGUCGAGCAGGAAUGCUGCAUGAAGCAUUUGAGGUAAUCAAGUGCUUGCCCAUUAAGGGUGAUGCUACUUCAUGGCGCACACUGCUUUCUGCUUGCCGAGUCCAUGGAGAUGUUAAAUUGGGGGAAUGUGUGAGAGACGUGCUAAACAACUUUUACUCCACGCAUCCUACAGAUUCCCUCCUCAUUUCUAGCACUUAUGCAGUUGCUGGAAGAAUCUCGGAUCUUACAAGAAGGACGCAAACAAAUGUUACGUUAGGCAAUUAUGGGGUGCUCGAAACAGAGGGAGAAAACAUGUUAAAGGAGGCUGGAUUCAGCAGAGUUGAAAUUGAUAACUAGAGAUGAGAACACUGAAGGUUUAUGAAGAACUGUCCACUCCUCGCUCACUCUGAAAUGUCUCUCUCACCGAAUUUGAUUUCACUCUUUUAGGACUCAUCUUCAUUUCAGAUUGUUAGUUUGCGUGCUUACUUGGUUUCAAGAAAUGGACUCUAGUUUAAUCAAUCCAAGAAAUUUGAGCCGCAAGACAAGAGGAAAAAGAAAGAUAGAAGAAAGCAAUGUUGGGGAUAAAAAAGAGGAUGGAAGAGGUUACUUCACAUGGAAUUUGGACAUGGAGCGUGUUUUAGCUGAAACACUUAGACAUCAAAGAGGUUUGGGCCGCCAAAAUGGAGUACGGGAAACAGUGGCAUACAAUGUUCCAGCUGAUAUUUUGUCUACACGCUUCAAUGUUCAGCUUAAUGAAGAGGAUGUCAAAAACCACAUCAAACUUUGGCGAAGAUGGUAUAGGAUAGUUAGUGAUAUUCUCUGUCAAAGUGGGUUUGAUUGGGAUGACACAAAAUGCAUGAUUAUAGUCGAAGAUGAAAAUGCCUGGAAUGAAUAUGUCAAGUUGCAUGAAGAAGCCAAAAGAUUCUGAUUUAAGGUCAUUCCGAAUUGGAAUGACAUUGUAGAUAUAUGUGAGAAAGAUAGGGCAACUGGAGUUCAAGUAGAACAUGCAUUUGAUGUGGACGAUGUCAUGAGCAAAGAAGCAAGUGUAGAUGAAAAAGGUUCAACUUUAUAUAUUGAUUUAGAGGAACCAAGUUCCACAACAAAGAAAAUACAAUGUACUCAUGCUAAUAAAGAUAAACAUAAAGAGGGAAUGAUAAACGCUAUGAGAGAAGUGGCCAAGUCAUUGAAAGAUUUUGUGCAAGUUAGUAGAAAAAAGAUGGAAGGAUAUGCUCAAGAAGUGGUGCAGGAAGUGUUGAAUGAAACGAAGAUAAUUUUCGAUUCUGAUGAUGAUACUCUACGUUAUAAAGCAAUAAAUUGGUUGAUUGACAAUCCGAACAAACUUGCCGUUCUUAAAGCUCUUCCAUUGAGUGAGAAGAAGAAAUAUAUCUUUGCUUCUAUUUCUAUGUAUUUAGAUCAAGGUAGAGCUUUCUAACUUUAGAUUUUUGGUUUGUGCAGUAGAUGAAUGAAGGAUUGUAGUAUGAAAGCUUGAAUUGGACUCUGGAGUCAUAUUGUGUAUUUACCUCUGUUGUAAAAAUUACUACGAUGCAUAGUUUAUAUUUUAGUAUAAUAGUAGGUGCUCUUGCGGUAGAUAUUCGAUAUAUGUUUGUUUAUGUUAACGCUUUUUAUAAUACAUGAACAAUUGCUUAGACAACUGGUAAAAAAAACAAUCAUAUGGUAGGGACUAAAGAGAUGAGGGCUAAUUCAAAACAUUUCAGAACAUUGAGGAGAUGAAUGGUAUAGGGACGGACCUUUUAAAUAAUAGAAGAGAAACAAAGGAUUUUGAGCUAAGUUGAGCUGUAGGAUUUCAGUGUUUAUGUAUUGGUUUGCUUCUGUAUCACGUAGAAUGAUGAAACUGUGCUCUCAGACUUCUUCUUCAACUAAACUUAUAUUUAUUUCAAAUAAAGAAUUUCCCAAUUCAAAAUAUGAGUUAGAAAUGUUCAUUUUACUGAUUUACUUCAUGGCUUUCAUAUUGUUGUCUCUGUUUCGAUAUAAUA